GUGGAGGGGAUACGAUUUGCUAUACUUAUAUACGUGAAGGCGUACGCCACGUUCAAUACGACGCGAUCACCGUACGUGCGACAACGUUAUAACCAUUACCAUUUAAAAUGUGUAAAGUGUGUAACACACAGUAUACUUUGAUGGAAGCGCCACCGGUGCCGGCGCCCGCGCUCAAAUCAACCAAACAUUUAGAAAGGUUAAAGCAGAAACACAACAUUGUGACCGAUCCCAACAAUGAAGAGAAGCAGAAGGAGGUGGAAUACCAGCCGGACUUGCUCGCUGUGUCCACGCAAUACACAAAACUUGGAUACGACCUGAUGAAAUCUGCUAUGGUUCGUCUGCAAGAGACUAAAGCGUUCGUUAUUGCAACGAAGACGUCUCAACCAUUCCACGUGGCCCUCGGGGUCCUGGUGCUGACGCUGUGGCUGAGCAGGUCCGGCACUGAUUCUAGUUUGAGGGGAUGGCGCGCUUUAUACGUCGGCGCUAUCGCCAUACAUCUCGGAGCACAGAUAUGGAUGACACUUGUCUCUGGUAUAGUGCUCUACUUCUCACUGCCCAGACAUGAAUUCGGACGUGUUCAGACAGUACUGUUUCCAGUAUACUACGCGUUCAACGCCAGCAUGAGUCUACUGGCGAUACUCGCUUACUUCAAGACACAGUGCAUCACACGCUUCGCUAACACCUCUUAUGCACAGUUCGCUCUGCUGGUGGCUGUAUUUAGCAUCGAGGCUUACGUGCGUCUCAGCUUGGUGCGACCGAUGCUGCGCGCCAAGCAUGUCAAAACACAGAUGGAGGAAGUCGCUGGCGGUGGACAAGAGGUCGGUCGCCUAGUCCUAGGCGAGCUCGCACACUGUCCCCGCUACAUCCGAGUACUGAAAACAUUCAGGAUGUACCACUCCAGCAUAGCUAUGGGCACCAUGAUCACCCUCGGCUGUUCAUUAUAUUCGACAAUGAUAUUGGUGGACUCUAUGUGCCAAUAAAAAACGGUUCAAGUAGUCUUAAUUUAUAUACUAAACGUCUUUUGAUAUACAAAAGAGAUUAAGAUAAUAAAUUAAGACUAGGCGCGCUGUAGUUGGGGGGUGACCCCUAUCAGUCGCCAGGCGGCAGGGAAACCGCUUAAAGCAUUUCCCCUAUGAAUAAAAAAAAAUGCGCGCUGGUGAUUUUUCGUCAUCGUGACCCAUAGUUUCUGUCACCGUGCUCCUGUAUUUGUAUAGAAGUCACCUAAUUAUUACGUGUUCAAGUGCACGCUCGACGACAAGGAUUCUCAGGCACGGUGACAGAUGACAGAAAGUCAUCGGUGCGCGCGUAGCCAUUUAAUAUAUUUUUUUAAUGUAAUCAAACUAUAACUGCCAUAGUCAGUAACCUUAAAAGAUCUAUCAUACGGUAUCUAGGAAAUGCUAAGUAUUCUUAUAAAACGGAAAACUCAGCUUAUCUUUGUUUUUUUUUUAUUUAUACUGCGGAUUAUUUCUAUGUUAUUUUCCGGUAAAGUAUUUGGAGGUUUUAUUUCGUAUAUUAGAAAUUCCCGUUAAAUUAAUUACUGUAAUUACUUCAACAGAUUUUAUUCUGAUAAUGAUUAGUUGCAACAGACGUCAUAUAUACACAUGUAAUUGUCAAAACAAAUGAUGCAAUAACAAUCGAUUUUGUUUAUCUAAUUUAACGAAUCAAAUGCAAAUGUUAUUCUAACAGACAGUAUUUUUAUUAUAUUAAUUAUAAUUUUACUUUUAAGUAGGCAUUAUUUAAAUAUUCCCAUAAAACAAUUCAGGCUGUGAAGUCUUUUGAGAGGAAAGUCUUUUAUUAAUUGGACAAUGUUUUAUAUCAAGAAAAUGAAAUCGGUAUACAUAAUGGCGCUGGUCGCUGUAAUUUUCAUUUAAUUAGACAAAAAAUUGUAUUAUCGUUUAUUUAAUUAUGUUUUGGCACAAUAUAAUGAGAGCGUCUUGCUAAAGUCGUGUUGUGUUUACAAGAUUUCGAAUUGUUUCAUUUUCAUCGCACUAAUUAAUUCAUUCGUGUUAUUCAUUUUAAAAUAUCAUAAUGCCAUAAGCAGUAACACGUUAUUUUUGUUAUCAGCUCUUAAAUACAAUGGAACCAUGAUUGCAAUAUCGUAUUUGUAAAGCGCCAUCUUGCUUCAAUGAUUGCAUUUGCAUUUAAGAGCUGAAAUAUUAUUACGUUUCAUUAAUCAUCUGGUUGAUCGAAUCAGGUAUUUAUUACAUUCUAGGAUUUAUGUUAGUUAAUCGUGGCAUUUAUGGACCUUGCCAGUCUGUUAAUUAAUUUAUAUUACUUAUACUAGUGUCGCAAUUAAGUUUUAUUAUAUAGAAGCGACCGCAGCCGGCCCAUCAUAAGCUGCUUGAUAUGAAGAAACUCAGUUGUCUGCUCUCUAAUUUCCUGCAAUACUGCCAUAAAAUAGUUUUAGUUUAGGUUUAAGUAUUACAUAGAUUCUUGAUAGCACUAUUAGACGGGCAAUCGUAAAACCCUCCGCAGGAAGUUACGAGGUGACCACCAACGUUUAUUUCUGCAGUCACGAGAAUUGCUGGUCAUAUGAACAGUGUAACCGGACAUUUCUGAAUGGACUUUGACAUUAAGUUACUAUCCACAAAAUAUUAAAUUUCUGCAACUAAAGUAAAGCUUUAGUUUACGAUCUAUAAAGUAUUAAUAGAAGAAAUUUGAGAAUUUUGGGUAACUUAACUUGCUGAAAAGCCUCAUUUGUUAUGAGAAAAGUCGAAGAGAUCGCGGCAAACUUCUCAAGUACCCAGCGAUUGUCGUUUUUGACUGCGCAUUCAACCCGCUAUCAAAUUGUAGCCGGUCGCUAAUCGCUUUAAUGAUUGAAAUCGUUAUUUUGUGACAGCAUCGGUACAAUAAAACGUUGGACCAUGCGUGGACUAAUCCUACCAAUUCUGAUGAUUGCCGAAUUUACAGUCAAAAUUUAUAAUUUACCUUAUUGUCAUAAGUUGUAAAAUAUAAUUAGGUAUCCAUCUCAGUGCCAGCCAAUAGCGUGCUACUUUAAUCAUUCUGAUUGGCCAACAUUUGGCGCCUUUUCAAAUUUAUUGUUAUACGCAGGUACAUCGAUGUGCCUAAAUAGUUGUCUUUCACUGUAAUCGAGCGGUGGAGCCGUAUUUAAAAACUUUCGAUUCCAAUCUUUCUAUUCGUGUAUAACGAUUGCGACCGUGGGUUCUCUGAUGAGCGUUGUCUAAGCUUAAAUUAAGCUUAAAUCUUUACUCUCGGUUGAUUAAGCUUAUUCAAGCAGCUUACACCAAUUAUAAAAUCGGGCCUGAUUGGCUAAUCUAAGAGUCAAUGACUAGAUAAAAUAUUGAAUAGAUUUAAUACUAUUUAUAAAACGAAUUAAUAGUUUAGUUUUUAUAAUAAUCUUCAAUGAUCUGAAUGUUACAAAAAUGUGAAGGAAAAUAUAAUUUAUUUGUGAAUGUGUUGUGAAUUUACACUAAAAUAUAUGAAUUAAAAUCUAUGACGUGUUAUUCAUUUAUUAUUCGU
Diatraea saccharalis (sugarcane borer) is the source of this 3480-nucleotide messenger RNA. The record is from the annotation of a GenBank genome assembly. NCBI's taxonomy places the organism in Eukaryota, Metazoa, Arthropoda, Insecta, Lepidoptera, Crambidae.